AUGGAGACAGAAGAUUACAAACUACUCAAAAUGAAACAGAAAGAGGAUCAUGUAAAUAUACACGUGCAAACCAGCAUUACCCUGUGGGCUAUCUCCCAGCAGCCUAUCCAGUUAACUACAGUACCCAAGGUGUGCCUGGGGAAAGGGGUGGCAACGAAGAGGGCACCAGGAAGCAACGAUUGCUGGGGAGACCACGGCGGAGAAGCUCAAAAGCUGGGAAAUGAGCUAGAGCUGAGACUAGAGUCCAUCAGCAAGCUCCACACAGCUCGUGACAGCAGUUCCUGAACUGGAAGACAAGACAGUUAGAUUUCCAACACAAUACCCCUGGUAAACAGAUCAAGCCAAGACCGAGUGUUCGAGACAAGCAUUGAAAUUAAACAGGUUUUGGCAACACUUAAAGGAGUAAAUGAUAAAAUGGCAGACAGCAACAGUGCAUGUACCCCUUCAUUUAAUCCAUCGCGGACGUAUCCUCUGCAGCCACCUAGACAUAUGUUGCAAGAUUAUACACAAGAGUUACACAGCCAAAGCAAACUCAAUGGCAGUAACAGCAAAGGAGAACUGCAUGGAAUCAGUCUGAAAGACAUGGAGCCAUAUAAAAGAGGGUCCGCAGAAAACAAAGGGGGAGCUGAACUACUUGUGAAAGAUCAUGACCGCCCAAAUUCAGGUAGCCUGAUAGAGGAAACGAUAAAUACCACUGCUAUGGCAACAGAAGACAAUAUGGCUCCACAGAGAGGAAUGCUCAAGUCAGUUCAUAGCAAAAUGAACAUGUGGUUACGAUUUCCUCCAGUGAACAGCCUGAUUCACCGAGUCAACCUUAGGAAGAAUCAAAACCCCAUUAUCCUCAGUGAUGUGGCUGGCAUCUGUACCAUCCCAUUGCUACCGUGUGCUUACUAA
Messenger RNA from Myodes glareolus (Bank vole), 894 nucleotides. NCBI's taxonomy places the organism in Eukaryota, Metazoa, Chordata, Mammalia, Rodentia, Cricetidae. The record is from RefSeq and is a predicted model, not a curated record.